Condylura cristata (star-nosed mole) is the source of this 7664-nucleotide messenger RNA. It is a transcript of the gene DSTYK, whose product is annotated as dual serine/threonine and tyrosine protein kinase. Gene Ontology annotation, biological process: protein phosphorylation. Gene Ontology annotation, molecular function: protein kinase activity; ATP binding. Bases 75 to 2852 code for a protein of 925 amino acids. Lineage: Eukaryota; Metazoa; Chordata; Mammalia; Eulipotyphla; Talpidae. The transcript is spliced from 13 exons. The record is from RefSeq and is a predicted model, not a curated record.
CAGGGGGGCGGGGAGUGGAGAAGCCUGGCCAGUGGGUCGGGGGCAGAGCGGAGGAGACCGAGCAGGCCGAAGAGAUGGAGAGCGAGGGGGUGCCGUGGGCCGGCGAGCCCGUCUCGGGGCCCGGCCCGGGAGGCGGCGGAAUGAUCCGGGAGCUGUGCCGGGGCUUCGGGCGCUACCGCCGCUACCUGGCCCGGCUGAGACAGAACCUGCGCGAAACCCAGAAGUUCUUCCGCGACAUCCAGUGCUCCCACAACCACGGCAGCCCCUCCUCCCCCCCGGGCGGCUGCGGGGCCGAGCCGGGCCCUGCCGGCGACGUCGCCGAGGCGGGCCUGCUGAGCUGCAUCUCCUUCCCACCUAAAGAAGAGAAGUACCUCCAGCAGAUGGCUGACUGCCUCCCCUGCAUCGUAAUCCUCGGCCAGGACUGUAAUGUCAAGUGCCAGAUGUUGAACCUGCUCUUGGGGGUGCAGGUGCUUCCUACCAACAAGCUGGCCACUGAGGAGAGCUGUAAGCUCCGCCGCCUCCGCUUCACCUAUGGGACUCAGACUCGUGUCAGCCUGGCGCUCCCUGGCCAGUAUGAACUAGUGCACACGUUGGUGGCUCACCAGGGCAACUGGGAGACCAUUCCUGAGGAGGACCUGGAGGUCCAGGAGGACAGUGAGGAUGCCGCCCAUGUUUUAGCCGAACUGGAGGUGACGAUGCACCAUGCUCUCUUACAGGAAGUGGACAUUGUGGUAGCGCCAUGCCAAGGCCUCCGGCCCACAGUGGAUGUUCUGAGUGAUCUGGUGAAUGACUUCUUGCCUGUGAUAACCUAUGCACUCCACAAAGAUGAACUCUCUGAGAGGGAUGAGCAGGAGCUUCAGGAAAUUCGCAAGUAUUUCUCCUUUCCCGUGUUCUUUUUCAAAGUGCCGAAGCUGGGUUCAGAGAUAAUUGACUCCUCUCCCAGAAGAACAGAGAAUGAAAGGUCACCCCUUCAUCACCAGCUCAUUGACCUGGGCUAUCUGAGCAGCGGUCACUGUAACUGUGGGACCCCCAGCCAGGACGCAAAAGCUCAGAGCAUGUUGGUGGAGCAGACUGAGAAACUGAGACACCUGAGCACGUUCUCACACCAGGUGCUACAGACUCGCCUGGUGGAGGCAGCUAAGGCCUUGAACCUGGUGCACUGUUGCUGCCUGGACAUCUUUAUCAAUCAGGCCUUUGACAUGCAGCGGGACCUGCAGAUUACUCCCAAGCGUCUGGAAUACACACGAAAAAAGGAGAAUGAGUUGUAUGAAUCCCUGAUGAACAUUGCCAACCGAAAGCAAGAGGAAAUGAAAGACAUGAUUGUUGAGACACUGAACACCAUGAAGGAGGAACUUCUGGAUGAUGCCGCCAACAUGGAGUUUAAAGAUGUCAUUGUUCCCGAGAACGGAGAACCAGUGUGCCCCAGAGAGAUCAAGUGCUGCAUCAGACAGAUCCAAGAACUCAUCAUCUCUCAGCUUAACCAGGCUGUGGCCAACAAGCUGAUCAGCUCGGUGGAUUACCUGCGCGAGAGCUUCGUUGGCACCCUGGAACGGUGUCUGCAGAGCCUGGAAAAAUCUCAGGAUGUCUCGGUUCACAUCACCAGUAAUUAUCUCAAACAGAUCUUAAAUGCUGCUUACCACGUUGAAGUUACAUUUCACUCAGGGUCCUCAGUCACUAGGAUGCUGUGGGAGCAAAUCAAACAGAUCAUCCAGCGCAUCACGUGGGUGAGCCCACCUGCCAUCACUACAGAGUGGAAGAGGAGAGUGGCCCAGGAAGCCAUUGAGAGCCUCAGUGCCUCCAAGCUGGCCAAGAGCAUUUGCAGCCAGUUCCGGACGCGGCUCAAUAGUUCCCAUGAGGCUUUUGCAGCUUCCUUGAGGCAGUUGGAAGCUGGUCAUUCAGGCCGACUGGAGAAAACUGAAGAUCUGUGGCUGAAGGUGCGGAAAGAUCACGCCCCGCGCCUGGCCCGCCUUUCUCUGGAAAGCCGUUCUCUACAGGACGUCUUGCUGCAUCGGAAACCUAAACUGGGACAGGAGCUGGGCCGCGGCCAGUAUGGCGUGGUGUACCUAUGUGACAACUGGGCGGGGCAUUUUCCUUGUGCCCUUAAAUCAGUUGUCCCUUCAGAUGAGAAGCACUGGAAUGACCUGGCAUUGGAGUUUCACUACAUGAGGUCUCUGCCAAGACAUGAGCGCCUGGUGGACCUGCACGGCUCCGUCAUCGACUACAGCUAUGGCGGGGGCUCCAGCAUCGCCGUGCUGCUCAUCAUGGAGCGGCUGCACCGGGACCUCUACACGGGGCUGAAGGCUGGGCUGACUCUGGAGAAACGUUUACAGAUAGCCCUCGAUGUGGUAGAAGGAGUCCGUUUCCUGCACAGCCAGGGACUUGUCCACCGUGAUAUCAAACUGAAGAAUGUGCUGCUGGACAAGCAGAACCGGGCCAAGAUCACUGAUUUGGGAUUCUGCAAGCCAGAGGCCAUGAUAUCAGGCAGCAUCGUGGGGACACCAAUCCACAUGGCCCCCGAACUUUUCACAGGAAAGUAUGAUAACUCUGUGGAUGUCUACGCCUUUGGCAUUCUUUUCUGGUAUAUCUGCUCGGGCUCUGUCAAGCUCCCUGAGGCAUUUGAGAGGUGUGCCAGCAAAGACCAUCUCUGGAACAAUGUGCGGAGAGGGGCCCGUCCAGAGCGCCUUCCUGUGUUUGAUGAGGAGUGCUGGCAGCUGAUGGAAGCCUGUUGGGAUGGUGACCCUUCUCAGAGACCUCUUUUGGGCAUUGUCCAGCCCAUGCUCCAGGGCAUCAUGGACCGGCUAUGCAAGUCAAAAUUUGAGCAGCCAAACAGAGGACUAGACGACUCUACUUGAAAGCAAAUACCUUUUUCUUUCAUUCUUUUAUUUCUUUCCCUUUCCUCACCUUUUGGUGAGUUCUCUAUGAGGAGAACUUGACAUUAUUCAUUACAGUGAGCUCCCAAGGGAGCUGUUGUUGGCUGGGCCACGUGAGACCUUUCCAGGCUGACUCAGGAUGGCUGUUCCCUCCCCCACCAACCCCAGCUGCCCCUUCAGCACACUGUCCAGGGCAUGAGUAGCAGCUGGAGAAUGCAGUGCUCUGGCUUCGGAACUGAAAAGAGAGUCCACGCUACCAUGGCCUGCUCACUGCCAAGUGGGACGCUGCAGUGCAGUAGUAUUCAAAGCUAUCGUUUUAUAAUUUUGACUCUAGUUAGGAAUAGUUUGGUUCUACCCAGUUAUCAGCACCCUUAGAAAAUUUGAGCUUGGUUCUGGGAUUGUUGGGACAUAGGAACAAAAAUAUAAUUUGUGGAUGCCUGGUUCCAGCCACCUACAACCAGCUCUCUGGUUGCAAAGGUCUGAGGCCCCAGUGUGGGAGCCAGAAACAGAGAAUGGGCUCUGUACGGCCAGUGAGUUUACAUGUAUGGGACGCAAAGGCUGACUUCUGGGGGAGGACUCCUAGCUGCCACAGGAGAAACAUACACACCUGUGAGCACACUAGUGGGUUUCCAGUUACUGCUAACCCAUGGACAUAGUAUGUUCUUCUCCCUGAGGGUUGGGACAAAAAUUCUAUCUCAAGAUGGGUAAGCACCAAUUAACCUGGUACUUAGGGGUGUGUGUCGAAUAGCACUGACCCAAGGUGAAGUUGGUGGCACCUGAAAAGUGGGAAAUGAUCUGGAGGCUGUAAGCCUCCACACAAAACCCACUAGAAGGCUACUAGCCUGUUUUUUAAACCUGAAAGGUAUCAAACACUUCUUUCUCUAUUCUAGUAACGCUGAUAUUUUAAAAACUUGAUCAAUGAGAUUUUUAACCAAAAUUUCUCCUGUAGUCCAUCCCAUCUUUUUAUCUUAGCUAAAGUGUCUUAUGGGGGGGGGGGUGGAGAAUCAGUGAGAACACUCUUUGUAGUGGUGUGUGCCCUCACCCCUGUGUGUGAGUGGGAAGGUUGCCCUCCCUGGCAGUAAGGAGGGGAUUGCGGCCAUUGGGAGAGCUUGUCACAAAGUGGGUAUAACAGGAGAGACUGACUCUGGACAAAAGAAGGGAAACAAACAUUGGUUCCUCUCGGAACUUGGCUUCAAACUUCCCUCCACCAAAAUGGUCUGCUAGAUUUAGAAAGUCAAGUGGGGAAGGAACAGAUGGUGGAGGUUGGCGGCCUCCGUCCACCCGCCUGUGGCCCGGCCCAAAGUGGGUGAAGUGGGUCCCUGAGUAGGGGUGAGCUGGUGGGCAGAUUUGCUCCUGAAAGUUGUUUGAGAUCUGUCUCCAUCCUUUGUAGCCAUUAGCUGGGUGUAACUGGAGUCUGUAAGAACGUUUUCCUGUGACUUCAAGUUCUGUUUCAACUCUUUGACUGUCUUGGAGCCUGAUAUGAUACAUUGGAACAUAGUAUCCCCUUCAGCACUUGCAGCUCCUCCCAGGCCUUGCAGAUGAUGAAGUGACCCAGUUUGUUGGGGUUCUGCCGGGCCCCAUCCCUGUUGAGGUGGAAUGUUCAGUAUCGCUUAGCAGUUUGAAAACCAACUUAGCGAUACUUUGAGUCACUCUUUUCUUCUCAGCAUUAGCUCACUAUCCUUUGGGGACUAUGAUGGAGCUUCCAGAAGGCUAAACUUGAAGACAAACAGGGAGAUACCGGCUCUGUACGAAAAUUUGAGGACGGUAUGUUUAGUGUCCUUUUUCCAGAUGUCUGUUAGCUCUCACCAUACAAGGAGUCUGUGCUCCCAUCACGGAGACCAUGUUCUCAGCAUUUUGCAAAGUGUUAGUGUCCACCCUCACCCCACAUGGGGCUCUUUGUCAGUUCAUCCCCUGUGGCUUAUUCUGCUCUCUGACACCGGUUUCCUAGCAAAUUGCCCACACCUUUUUCUUUUUUGUCUGUGUGGGUAGGCUAGAAGGGAGGGACCCAUUCUAAGAAAAGAGAUAAGUAGUUGUGUUCCAGUUCAUUUUUAAAAAGUAUUCUGAGAAAAAGUGAAAAAUACUCCUAAAGGUCUCCGGGCCAGCCAAAGUCCACAAACUGAUAUUUGGAGGUGUUAUUUAAACACUCAGCAGGCUGAGUGCAGGAAUGUCUGUAUAGUGCGCGUAUAUCUGCUUUUGUUUAUAAUGUUGGCUAACUUGGAAUCUUUGUUCCUCGGCACCCAUUACUAGUGGGAUGAUGGGAUGCCGGGAGAAGUACUGUAUUGUAUGUUACUUGGGAAGACACUGGGUAUUCAGAGGAGUCUGCUGGCACUUGGGCAGCAGAGGGCUUGGCCUGGUCAAAGUCCUGCGGACCUGGCUUUGGUGGUAGCUGCCAAGGCUUAAGAUGAGAUUGUGGCUGGGGGAGGGAGAAGGGCAAGAUGAAAGAAUUCUCCUUACCGUGCUGGGUCCUGCUAGGCAACUUAAUUACUACCACUUAGCCCCACCCUGAAAAUGAGCACCUGGCCAUGUUUAAUGUUCUCGAAGUCAAGUCACUUACUUUGCUUCAGAACUGAAUGGCGACAAACCUUCAUGCCGGGCAAUGGGGAGAAACAUUGGGGGCCUGGCACGGUAGCCCACCCUGGGCCCAGGCAGGUAGCACAGGUCAGUUGGGUGGGGUUUCCACAGAUGUCCUAGUUCCCUUGAUCCUCUGCAGAGAGGGGUUCAGGGCUGACUGGAAGGAGGCUCUGCUCGACCUUCCCAGACCAAAGAGCGUGGGCAGCGGCUCUGUCAGUUCCAAGAGAACAGACACCUCAUGUAAAACACUAAAGCUCAAGGGAGGCGGAGGAAAGGGAACGUUCCUGCCGCGGAAAUGGGGGGACAGUAAGGCCCUCACCAGCCAGGUCAGCUUGGAUACGUCUUUGUGUUUCUGCUCGAGCUCCCAAAGGGGGCCUGGGAAUGUUUUCCCUGAGGAGAGAAGCGGCCUGGGAAAGGAGUGGCAGGACCAGAGUGCUAGCUGCGCUGAGUGACACUUUAUUUCUUGGAUUUAGCACCGAGAAGCUGAGCGGACGCGGUGAUCGUAGUAGCACUUUGGGGAAUAGACGCGCCCUCUGGCCUUGCUAUGAUGAGGUGGCAGGCUUGGUGUCCCGACUGGCUGAUGGGGACCCCUUUGUCCUCACUCGCAGAGCGGGGUCAGCGGGACAGAGCGGGAAGAGCCUGUUGCCAGAGAGGAGCUGUUCUCUGAGUUUUCAAAACUUGAGUUUUUGGAUUUGCUGGAUCAAACAACCAGCCUUCCUUUUCAAGGACAAAAAAUAGAAUAUCCUUCUAAAUAGGAGAUGUUAUUUAAAUUAGAGUUUUAAAAACCUCGAUAGGGCUAGUGUGGUAACUCAGGUAAGCGGAGAAGCCUGGAGAAGCUCGUAUCGCGGGUGAUAUCACGGGAUGACGGUGCUGGGGUUACUCCCGGCGUCACUCCCAGGGUCACUCCCAGGGUCACUCACAGGUUAUGCAGGGUGUUACUCUUGGACCAGCCUGCUUUAUUCUGCUCUUUUGCUUAACAGAGUCGCAGGCCGCACGGACCUGUGAGGGCAUUGAGUGAGGAUUUACUGUAUGGCGGCCUCCCUUGGGGGUUCAGUAGCACCACUGUUCUUAAAAGGUUUUAUUUUUAACUUCAUCUGCUUUGUUAACAUCCAGUCCAGCCGAGGUGACCGCGAGCACCGUAGCGGCCAGGCAUCUUACCCAGACGAUUGGAAGGAAAAGUGGUUGGGUCCACUUGUUGUCUUUUGUCUUUAUGUAAUGUUUUUUGUUUGUUUUAAGGAACUAAUGUUUAUUACAAGGUUAAAUCAAAUUUAACAUACUAAGUGUGUAGAGUCAAAGUGCAAUAACAAGAGAAAAUUACGUUGGCACAAACUUAGGUCCUUACACUCCUCCUCCUGUGCUUUCUGGCUCUCCCCGUAAUAUUGUUACAGCAAGCCCCUGUUAAUUGUAUUCUUACCAGAUACAACUACGAGUUAAGUCUCCACUCAGUAUAUUUUGAAUGCUUGGAUUUGGUUUUGUAAGAGUAUUCUGUAUACUUGUUGGGAUGCACAAACACCAGAUGCGCUGCAUAAUAAAGAUUCCAUUGACGUUGUAGGCUCACAUCUGCGUGGCUUUUCUUUUCCUCACCUCACUUCCUGUGUUAACAGGACCACCUUCCACACCAUCCCACUGGGGCCUCUGUGGGCAGAGGACUCUCAGUUUGCCUGAGGAAAAGUUGAUGGAACAUGGAACCGUCCUGUGGGGCUUCCCCAGCCAGAGUUACUCUUGGUCUCUGGCCCUUGACAUUAGCACCACAGAGUGUGGGGGAGGGGAGCCGGCAGCAGGACUGCAGGGAAGAGUGGGGGCCAAGUGGGGUGAUACACAUUUGUUUUUCAGAGCCUUUCCUGGGUUCACACUUUCCCCCAACUCCUCAGCGUGAGCUGGCAGCCCGCCCAGCACACACAGCCUUGCUACUCGCUGCUGCCCUCUGAGAGCGCAGGGCUGUGGCGUACAAGUCUGUCCACUUGGAAUUUGUGCUUCGUUGACUUGGGCUCAUCCCACUGUUCAGUCACUUGCUCAGCAGUGCCUGACAGGCCCCACAGCAUUGCUGCACAGUGGCACCGUGUGGCCACCGUGCCACCUGCCACCUUCACCAUACCAUGCUGUCUGGCUUUUUGUUAUCAAAAAGUGCUUGUGAUUUGACUGCCACACAGAUUUGGGCAUAAGAGGGCAGUUCACAUAGUUGGUAUGUUUGUGUUUACAUCUUAAAAAGCUCAAGCUGGGCCC